This is a messenger RNA of Penicillium cinerascens, 885 nucleotides long. RefSeq names its product Alpha-glucosidase. Gene Ontology annotation, biological process: oligosaccharide catabolic process. Gene Ontology annotation, molecular function: alpha-amylase activity. The transcript has 3 exons. The record is from RefSeq and is a predicted model, not a curated record. The coding region runs from base 1 to 885 and encodes 294 amino acids. NCBI's taxonomy places the organism in Eukaryota, Fungi, Ascomycota, Eurotiomycetes, Eurotiales, Aspergillaceae.
AUGUCACCGCAUCAAGUCCAAGACCUCCUGACCGAGCCACGACGGGCUAGCUGGAAGGAGGCUUCCGUCUACCAGAUAUGGCCUGCCUCCUUCAAGGACUCAAUGGGGUCGGGGACGGGUGAUCUGAGGGGUGUCAUUUCUAAGGUCGACCACCUCAAGAAGCUGGGAGUCGAUGUCGUCUGGUUGUCACCCAUCUUCGAGAGCCCUCAAGUUGAUAUGGGGUACGACAUUAGUAACUACCGCGUGAUUGAUCCACGGUAUGGUUCUAUUGAGGACGUAUAUGUGUUGAGGGACAGGCUCCACGAACGAGGUAUGGAGCUCGUCAUGGAUCUCGUCAUGAAUCAUACCAGCGACCAGCAUGAAUGGUUCAAACAGUCGCGGAGUUCUCGCAAGAACAAAUAUCGCGAUUGGUACAUCUGGAAGCCUGCGCGGCUUGAUGCUCAGGGCAACCGACAACCACCUAAAAAUUGGCAGAGCCAUUUUCAAGGGAGUACGUGGGAAUGGGAUGAAUGCACGGGAGAGUACUAUCUCCACCUCUAUGGCAAGGAGCAGCCAGACCUGAAUUGGGAGAACCCUGCGGUUCGCCACGAGGUGCAUGAGACGAUGCGGUUCUGGCUCGACCGUGGCAUCGAUGGUUUUCGUUUCGACGUCAUAAACUUCCUCAGCAAGGGCACGGAGUUCCCAGACUCAUUCAGCGCCUUCUUCCCGGGAUCUGAGUUCUAUGCCGCUGGGCCUCGACUCCACGAGUACCUGCAGGAACUGGGAAGGAUUCUCCAAGAGUAUGAUGCUUUCAGCGUGGGCGAGAUGCCAUGCGUCCACGAUACGAAGGAGAUUAUCAAGAGUGUCCAGGCCACGGUUACCCGCCAAGAACCUAUGGGUCUAUAG